AUGAUCAAAUCCCUUAUUUCGAAGUUUGGUCGUGCUCGUGGCGGCAUAAAUUUCUCUCCAGGAGUGAAGUGUACUGAAUUCGAUCAAAAGGGAAAUCCUUUUGGAAUAGGUGGACUGUCUCAGAAGCUGAACAAAGGGAAGAGGAAGAUAAGCUAUGAAGACACUACUCCUCCACCUGAACUAGCAGAGAUGCAAGAGGACCUUAAAUCUGCUCGUCUUAAGCUAGCUGAGCAUGACGAGGAGAAUAAGCGACGUGAUGAGGAGAUAAAGGAGCUAAGGGAAAGUCAUGCUCGAGUCUCUGAACUGGAGAAGCUCCUCUCGUUUCUGAAGAAGGACAAUCCACAGAUCGCCGCAUACAUGGAUGAAGACUCAAGUGAUGAACCCCCUCCUGCCAAUGACAACAAUUGA
Arabis nemorensis is the source of this 408-nucleotide messenger RNA. The record is from the annotation of a GenBank genome assembly. NCBI's taxonomy places the organism in Eukaryota, Viridiplantae, Streptophyta, Magnoliopsida, Brassicales, Brassicaceae.